AUGCGACUCCUAUACAUUCAAAGAGGCACCGACGGCGACCAGCAUCUAAACCUCUCGCUAUGUGAAUUUCUUGGCGAGGACGUGCCGCCCUAUAUGAUCCUCUCACAUCGAUGGCGUGAAGACGAGGUUCUGUUCGCAGAUAUGAUGGUUCCGGAUCACACCAACGCUCAAGCGAAGAAAGGAUACGUAAAGCUGGAAUCGAGUUGCAGGCUCGCACUUCAAAUGAAUCUACAAUAUGCCUGGAUGGACACAUGCUGCAUCGACAAAACGUCAAGCGCAGAGCUUUCGGAAGCCAUCAAUUCUAUGUACAGCUACUAUGCGUCAUCCAAAAUAUGCCUUGCAUAUUUAGACGAUGUAGACGACCAUCCCCAAGGGAAGUUCUUCUUGAACGACGCGAUCUGGUUCACAAGGGGCUGGACCUUACAGGAAUUGAUUGCGCCGUCCGAGCUGAUCUUUUAUUCUCGUGGGUGGCUGCUUCUUGGUAGUAAACGAUCUUUGAGUCACCAGACAUCAAUCGCGUCCGGUAUUGCAGAAUCAGUUUUGCAAGAUGUCAGUCAUCUCCAGAAUACAUGUGUGUCUGCGAAGAUGUCCUGGGCAGCAAAACGCACAACAACACGGGCUGAAGACGAGGCUUACUCGUUGAUGGGGUUGUUCGGCGUGAACAUGGCCACUCUCUACGGCGAAGGGCGCCAGAACGCCUUCCGAAGACUGCAACUUGAGAUCCUCCGAACAACAACAGAUCACACCCUUUUCGCUUGG
This is a messenger RNA of Dothidotthia symphoricarpi CBS 119687, 759 nucleotides long. RefSeq lists its product as uncharacterized. The transcript has a single exon. The annotation marks the transcript as partial. The record is from RefSeq and is a predicted model, not a curated record. Lineage: Eukaryota; Fungi; Ascomycota; Dothideomycetes; Pleosporales; Dothidotthiaceae.